UGUUGACGUCUGCCCAAAGUCAAACUAAUCUAAUGUAGGACGAGCGUUCUUCACAUUCUAACUGUUCUUUUACAAAAUUAAUUGAAAUGGAGUUGUAUCUCACGUUUUUGGUCGGAACACUUCUCUGUCUACUUGGGGAUGUGCUAGCAGAGGAAACUAAGGGACGUGGUUUUGGAGAACAGUAUGAUUGGCUUAAUUUUGAAGAUGGAAAGGAGAUGGCCAAAAACACCAACAAACCGUUGAUGUUGGUUAUUCACAAGAGCUGGUGUGGUGCAUGUAAAGCCUUAAAACCAAAGUUUGCUGCCAGUGAGGACAUUUUAAAACUUAGUAGUAACUUUGUGAUGGUCAAUGUUGAGGACGAUGAAGAACCAGAAGGAUCAGAAUUUCAACCCGAUGGUGGAUACAUUCCCCGUAUUCUCUUUCUCAACUCAGAUGGCGCUGUUCAACCUGAUCUAUACAACACGAAAGGAAAUCCUAAAUACAAAUAUUUCUACUCAAAUGCAGAUAUGGUUACUUCGGCAAUGCAGCUUGCAGCCAAUGCCCUUGGAGGAAGCAGAAAUGUAGAGUUGUGAUGAGUGGAGGAUAUAGACCUACGGUAAGCAAUAAAGCCUUUAAUUAUAGAAUACCACAAGUGAAUUUUUUCAAGCUUAUUUCACUAAGGCACCGCAUCUGAAAUGCCCGUCUCAUCCAUUAGCAGUGUUUCUGCUUAGUGCAUUUUACAGUGACUUUCCCAUGUUGUUCUAUGCUGAAAUGGUAGGAUUAUCAUGGAAAAGUCACUGAUGGCAUUCCUGCAUACUGACAUGGAUUGGCGGAACUUGAAUUUGUAUAGCCUGUCUUAAUGUUUAGUUCUAUUUAUUGCUUGAAAAGAAAACACUUCGUUUCAGUGGGUUCGGGGAUACAUUACCCCCAUAUGUAUUGGGGGUAAUUUUUAAGACAAGAUAAAACACCUACUUAAGAUCACAGCAUGACAUCAUAGGGUUAACCCAUUCACUGUGUGAAAAUGCUGCAGCAUAGUGAGGAUGAUAUCACAAUGUAUUCUGUCCAGUAAGGAUGAUGUCACAUUGUUACAGAUGAACAUUUAAAAAGAGAGAGUUCAGGUUCAUAUUUUCUUCUGUAUUUCUUAUAAGAAACAUGAAUUCUAAUAGCCUACAGCCUUCUUACAAAUAAUUUUCUAGCAGUUUAAAAGAAUUUAUUGUAUUUAUUGUUUGAAUAUAUAUUUUUUCUAUUUUGCUUUAAGGAAUUAUGAAUUUAAAAGGCCUACAGCCUUCUCACAAAUAAUUUUACCAGAAAUUUUGUAUUUGAAUGUUAUCAUUCUGGGGGCAAUGGGAAGAUGGGAAAGAGAGGACCUCGCAUACAUGUAAAUAAUUUUACCAGAAAUUUUGUAUUUGAAUGUAAUCAUCAUUCUGGGGGCAAAGGGAAGUUAGGAAAGAGAGGAACUUGCAUACAUGUCAGAUUUAUUAUUUUUUUGUCAGGAACUUUGUAAAAUGGUGUCAUAUUUUUGAAAACUAUUGUAUGUUGCAAAAGACUUAGUAAAACAGGAAAUUCAAGGUUCAUAAGAUUUCCAUUCCGAUGAUUGAUAAGGAGAAGAAUGUAACGUGUAAUUAAUGACUUUCUAAAUGGUCAUUUUAUACAGUUAUGCUUAAAAGUUGGUGAACCCUAUCACAAAAUCCACUCCUUUAUGUUGAGUGUUGCAUGGAGACAACAACACUAAAAUGUUCAGCAAUCCCAGAGAAACAAACUUUAUUGAAUGUUAUAUCACCUGAAUUCACAAUAAAAUAUAUCUUAAACAUGGCAGAACCUGAACACUUUAAAUAUAUUUCUGGUGGGGUUCACUUUCUCAUGAGCAACCACUGUAGCAGUAAACAUUGUUGAUAUAAAAACCUAAGAGUAUGUAUUACCUUGCACGAAACAUUUCAAUGUCACUUCACUUCAUUAUACUGUUGUAUUAUAUUUUCAUCUCAUUGUAUAAAGAUAGCUUUAUGUUUCAACUAUUGGACACAUAGAUAAGCAUACCAGUAGUUAAGUAUGUAAAAGUUAACAGAGCAAGUUAGUUAUUCACACCCUUGUGUUUGACAAUUGAUAGUAACAGGUGCUCACUUGAAGGGUGUAACCUUUAUAAAGGUUUAUUUUAGUGGGGCUUCAUGCCAUUCAAUGUUGCUUCACACAACUAAACAAUUCUGUUUUCUUCAGGACUAUACCGUG
Messenger RNA from Lytechinus variegatus (green sea urchin), 2202 nucleotides. Its product is annotated as thioredoxin domain-containing protein 12-like. The coding region runs from base 87 to 572 and encodes 161 amino acids. The transcript has 6 exons. Gene Ontology annotation, cellular component: endoplasmic reticulum. Lineage: Eukaryota; Metazoa; Echinodermata; Echinoidea; Temnopleuroida; Toxopneustidae. The record is from RefSeq and is a predicted model, not a curated record.